Molecule: messenger RNA, 5469 nt
Organism: Bolinopsis microptera
Lineage: Eukaryota; Metazoa; Ctenophora; Tentaculata; Lobata; Bolinopsidae
Product: PAX3- and PAX7-binding protein 1-like
Exons: 3
Coding region: 2709-4982 (757 amino acids)
Biological process (GO): mRNA splicing, via spliceosome
Cellular component (GO): nucleus
Molecular function (GO): DNA binding
Source: RefSeq, a predicted model, not a curated record
AUUUAUCUCAGAUCAGGCGAUGGUAACCUUGAGAAGACGGCCACGGUUGCAAAGGCAAUGUAACGUAGCACAAGACAAAGAACAUACUGCUGUGGAAUUAAUCAAAACAAAAACGCCCAAAAAAUCGGACAAGGAAAAUGAAACUCCAACAACCAAGUCACCAGGAAAGACUGGCUUUACAAAUAGCAACACACCCAAAGCAGCAAAAAGGAGGAAACAACCAAUGCAAGAUCCGGAUAAUUUACCAAAGAAAGUGAAACAAGAAACAGAAAGUAAACAACAAAUAAGUUCUAGGAAAAGUAAGAGAAGCAGACUUGACAAGAGCAUUGAUUCUGAAGAAGUAACGAAAGUAACACCUGAUGGUUUAGUCUAUGAGGUGGGAAGAAGGCAGUCCAGCACUGAUCCAGGAACAGAUGAGUUUGUGUUGCGUCUCAACAAUGCAACAAAUACAAAAUCCAAGAAGCAAAAUAAACAAGCUUCCCUGGCUCCUGAUGUUCCUUUGACUCCGCCCAAAAGAAAAAAUACAGUUUCAAAAGAAAAGCCUGCAACCCCAGUCAAAGUUAAAAGCCCCAAUAGCCCUCAGCCAUCCAAGAGAAAAGAUUCCAAAUCUCCGAUGAGACUUUCUUUAAAACCAGAACCUCGUUCUCCCAAUCAAAUAUUUAAAAUCCCAAAAUCCACCUGUACAAGAAAACAACGUGUAAGUGUGGAGGCAGCAGCAGAAGUCCAAAACCAAGAACAAUCCCUAUCAGUGUGCUCUAUGAUCUUGAACAAGAAAAAGAGAAGGAGCAGCGAGGGGGGCAUACCUUCUGCCGUGGAGGACAAAAAUGUUAAAUCUCAGUACCCAUUAUUCGCAGGAAUCUCACCCAUUGUUGCAUCCAAGAAAGAAAUUGAAAAGCUUGAGACACUGGAAAAGAGUAUGAACUUGUUCGAGUGCCCGAUGAGUCCUAUUGGAAAACCUGAUCAGAAAAACUCUUUGAAUUACUCCAACCUUGCUUUGAAACCAGAGAUCAAAUCCUUACCAAAAAGGCCAAAGACAAAACCUGCUAAAAAGCCUGAGCCCAAAAAGAGUAAGGCAGCAACAAAGAAAGGUGAUAAAUCUAAGAAGGGUGGAAAUAGUUCUCUCUUGAAGACGCCAUUACGGCAAACUUUCAAGGCAAAAUCGACCUUAGAAACUGGCGAGGAAGCUCAAAAUUCAUCCCUUUUAUUUGGAGACGAUAGCGAAGAAUCAGCCGACGAAGCAGGGUUUACCCUCUACCCUCUCAGCGAAAAGUCCUCUUGGGAGCCCAAAGCUAAGCCUGCUGUCAAAUCAAACUCGAAAAAGGAUGCUGAUGCUAAAACCAUGGAUUACAACAAGUGGCUUGAAGACCACCGCGAGGACUACGACCAAUACAAAGACUUCGAACUUUGUGUUGAGUGAAUUGUACAUUAAUUUUACAAUGGAAUGACGUGAUUAGAUAUUCAUAUUACAUAUUAUAUGAAUUCAUUAAAAGACCUUACAACUGUCAGUCGUUCGGUCAGGUAAAAUUGCAGACAAAGUGUCAUAUAUUUUGAGUUAAUGUUAGUCUGGGAAAUUUCUUGAAAAGUCUUGAUGCACUAUGACUAUAAUAAGGCUAACCAAAAAAAUUUUGCAAUUUUAUUUCAAAUGUUAACUUAUGAUUACGUAUAUCAGUUAUAAAUUAUUAUGCAUGUUUUAAAAUUUUCUACUCAUACCUUUUUAGUUUUUCAUCAGUUCGACAAAGAUUAAAAUGGUAAAUGUGUCAAAUUGAAUUUUGAACCUUUUGAAUGCAAUGCACUAUGUGUUUCAAAUGGAUUAUAAUACUAAUUUAAAUAAUUUAUAUCGUCAUCUUGUGGGUUAUGACAUACUUAAUUUACCCAUUACCCAUGUCACUAUUUUAUGAUAGACUAAAAAAUUUCACGAAUUAUUUUGCACUGCGCUAUUUAAUGGCUGAAUUUAAUCGAGUUUUUCUUUCAAGAAAUUAUUUUUAAAGGCACUUCGAGGUAUUUUGUUAUUUACAGUAAAACCCUGGGAUACAUUCUUGAGAAAUUAGAAUGAUAAGUUCACGAUUCGAUCUCUAACAUGUGUGAUCUAGCCAAAAGAUACAAUGCAUAUUCUGAAACUGUGAAUUGCAAAUCCUCUCUCCUCCUCGCAACUCGCCAAACAAGUGAUUCCAGGGUUUUUACUUUCAGACUAAGCUGCUGUGAACUCAGAAAGAAUUUUUUUGGAGAAUUUUCCAAUAAAAGAGAAAAGUUAAUUUUGUUAUUCAUCCUACACUUACUGUGAUCUUAUUAUAAUUUUCUGGAUUUGUUAUUGUUCACAGUAUUUCUAUAUGUAAAAUUUCCGACUGUGUGUCAUGUACAGUGAGUAAAAUUACCCAUUGAGUCAUUAUUUGUACUCUUGCUCUAUAAUAUAUUAAUGUUAUUCUGUAACCUGAGUGGUACCUCCUUGGAAUACAAUAAGGGGUCGCAUCGUCCACAUAAUGUUAUGUAAUCAGCCGAUGGGGGAGGGGGGUUUCCAAAUGAUUUAAUGUAAUUUUAACACAUACAAUAGCUAUUUGUAAAACUGAUCACGGGGGGGAGGAGGUUAAAAGUUGGCCUAAAACUGAUUACGUAAUGUUUGAACGACCCCUAAGAAAAUUGUGCAAAUGUCUUACCUCUCACCUGAUAAAGUUAAGUACUAACAUUUGCCAUUACAUCCUCAGCACUGACUAAUGUUUGGUUUCAACAAAAAGAAGCACCGCCCAAACAUACGCGUGCGACGUGAAGAUGAGGACGAUGGGAAGAAUUCAGCUUCUACUCCUCCACCAACUACCAAAGGUCAUGCAAAGAAAUCUAAAUCGAAGAAAUCUGACAAGCCUGACCGUGAAUCUAGUAAGGAAAAAAUGCCAAAAUUGAGUUUUGAUGAUGAAAUAAAAGCUGAGGUGGACUUCAAAGUCAAAAAGUCCAGUAUUAGCAGAAAGCUUGCACGUGAGCGAGAACGUGAGAAAAGCAAGAAGAUCAAAACAGAACAGCCAGCAGAAUCGUUCAAUGACGACGAUUUCAUCGUUAUGGAUGAUAUGGAUCUCGAUGGUGAGUCAAACGAAGCAGACCCUGGUUACGAACCAGAUCCUGAGUACGUGGAACCUGGCCCUGUCAGCAAAGCCUCCGCCAUUCCUGAUGCUACUGCCAUCCACAAGGCAAGAAAGAAGCGAGAACAAGCACGCCGUCAACAGGAAACUGCUGACUCCUACAUACCUGUCCACAAUCGUAGAACACAAAACGAUGUUGUGUUCAAACGGGACAACUCCAGGUUCAUACGAGAAGAUGAUGAUAGUGGAGAUGAGAGGUUGGACAUGAAGGUUCACACUGAGGAAGAUGAUGUUGAAGCCAUAAUUAUGGACGAGGAGAAAGACGAGGAGUUCCUGAGGUGGGAGAAGGAACAGAUGAAGAAAGGAGCUUCAAUAAACACUGGAACAGAAAUAACUGAUCACAAAAAUGCUUACACCGAGAAACCUCAAGAGAGGGUAUCUGCUAAAGAUUAUAUUCCGAAGUUUACAAUGCCCAACGUCACAAUUGAUGCUAUAUCAAAUGAACUGUGUGGUGAACUCAACUCCUUGAAAUCGCUUGUCGCUGAGAGUGACCAUGAUUUGGAAUCAACUGUAAGAGCCCUGGAAAAUUCCCAACAAAACAUCACAAAGCACGAGCUUCAGGUUGCUGAGUUGUCCCAGGCUUUCGAAUUUUACCAAGAAACUAAAUGCUUCAUCAACGAUUAUUCUAAACUCCUCAGCCUCAAAAUUGACUCCAUAGAGCAGGUUGAAAAUGAGAUAUACGCUCUGUUUCAAAAACGAUGUGAUGAUUGUCGUAAUCUGAGGAGAUCGGUACAACAGCGGCUGUCAAUCCAAGUCGGAGUCGUAAAAGGUCAGACCGACUCUCGAUACAACAAACCCUCAGAAAUCCCCAGAAUAUGUCCAGACAGCGAUGAGGAAGUCGAACAAGAGUUUGUGGAGAAGUAUAAUUCUAUUGUGGACCAAUCUGAGUCUGUAAUGACGGAUGUCAGGAAUGAAUACAGUGAGAUAACCUUUGUCAAACAGCAGUUCGAAAAGUGGAAGCUCCAGCAAAGUGAGAGUUACAAAAAUGCCUACAUUACCCAGUGCCUUCCGCUCGUAUUCUCGCCUCUUUUACGUUUGGAGAUGUUAGGCUGGAAUCCCAUUCAGCCGAGUUGCCCGAACUUUGAGGAGUAUUCGUGGUUCCUUUGCCUCAUGACGUAUGGUUAUACAGAGAGCCAUGACCCUUCUGCCGAUGACCCGGAUACUAAUCUAAUCCCUAUAAUUGUCAACAAAGUUCUCCUCCCCAAAGUUGCUAAACUGGUGCAAUGUUGCUGGGAUCCUUUUUCAACUCAACAAACAAAACGGCUGAUUGAACUUUUAAUACUGCUGUUUGAAGACUAUGUCCCUAAGAAAAAGAAAUCAGCCGAGAAGGACAAGCUUAUUCAAGCAAUACAGCAUCAGAUUGAACAGCUGAUAAUACACGAAGCGUUUUUACCGUUUACAGCCGAGAGAUCUUCCAACCCAGACUCCAAAGUGGAACAAUUUUUAACGUUUCAAUACAUAAAAUGUAUCAAAAUAUUAAAAAACAUUCUGCUGUGGGAAGGAGUCCUCUCUUCAGCCAUCGUGUUCAAGCUUGCAGUGGACAGUCUGCUUAACCGACACUUAGUUGCUUUCCUUCAAACUUCUCAAAACCACAUGGACAACGUUGAAAAAAUAGACAUGAUCAUAAAAACAUUCCCAGUUUCGUGGUUCGAGAAAUCAGAUAAACUUCUGCCCCAGUUAGUGUCAUUUGCAACGUAUUUAGCUUCGCUUGUGCAAAUAAUCGAACGAAAGCAGAGUCAGUGUGCCACUGAAUCUGAUAGAAAACUUCACAAAACAGCGAUUCGAAAAGUCAUGUCGAUGUUGCUUAGAAUUAAUGCCAUGGAUUUGGUUCGAAAAGCUGCUACGAGUAACUCGUGAAUUCUUAUGUUAUUUCGGUAGUAUGUUUCGUGUGGACUGUGGGGAGGUAAGUCAUAUUUUUCAUGACACGUGACACUGAUUCUGGGUUUAGAUUGGUCAAUGCUUGAAUUAGCUGAUUGUUUAAUCUCUGUCACGUCAAUCCCACCAGUGUCCAGAUGUAUAUUUAUCAUGCCGUGGUAAAUAGAUCGAUUGAAGUCCUACGAUAAAUAACUUAUUUAGAUGCCACGAAAUUUUAGGAUCGGCUUUGCUGUCAGAUUUCAGAAGCUCUUUUUUCGUAAUUACAUCUAUCGUAGAACUUUUCGAUCAUAUUACUUCGGAAAAAAAGAACCGUGCCCAAUCCAAUGAUGCUUUUGCUUUCUCGAUUUUUGAACAGUAUACCAUCUUAAUUGCUGUUCUUUGCUUUUGAAUAAUGACUGUUUGCAUUAGUUGUACAUUAUACACUUCAUUGAAGCGAUAUUUUAUUUUAAAGUUUGCUGUACUAAUUUUC